Messenger RNA from Peromyscus eremicus (cactus mouse), 4877 nucleotides. It is a transcript of the gene Tns3, whose product is annotated as tensin 3. The record is from RefSeq and is a predicted model, not a curated record. Gene Ontology annotation, molecular function: phosphatase activity; protein binding. The transcript has 28 exons. The coding region runs from base 11 to 4462 and encodes 1483 amino acids. Gene Ontology annotation, biological process: dephosphorylation. Lineage: Eukaryota; Metazoa; Chordata; Mammalia; Rodentia; Cricetidae.
CCUCUUGUUCAUGUUUCUUUUCCCUUUCAAGGUGGCGAUUCCCUGCUCUGUGCACGUCCCCCCCGGCCAGGCUCCUGAAAGUUCCACCCCACCUGCUGCUCUCCGCUGUGACAAGCCUUCAAGGCCCCUGGUCCUGAGUCCAGCCAUGGAGGACAGCCAUGAACUGGACCUUACCUAUGUCACGGAGCGGAUCAUCGCAGUGUCCUUCCCUGCCGGUUGCUCAGAGGAGUCCUACUUGCACAGCCUGCAGGAAGUCACACGCAUGCUCAAGUCGAAGCAUGGGGACAACUACCUGGUAUUAAACCUUUCAGAGAGGAGAUAUGACCUUACAAAGCUUAAUCCAAAGAUCAUGGAUGUGGGCUGGCCUGAGCUGCAUGCACCACCUCUUGACAGGAUGUGUACCAUAUGUAAAGCCCAGGAGUCCUGGCUGAACAGUGACCCCCAGCAUGUGGUCGUCAUCCACUGCAGGGGUGGUAAAGGACGCAUCGGACUGGUCAUAUCAUCCUACAUGCACUUCACCAAUGUCUCAGCCAGUGCUGACCAGGCCCUGGACAGGUUUGCAAUGAAGAAGUUUUAUGAUGACAAGGUCUCAGCUUUAAUGGAGCCCUCCCAGAAGAGGUAUGUGCAGUUUCUCAGCGGGCUGCUGUCUGGGGCGAUGAAGAUGAACGCUUCACCCUUGUUCCUGCACUUCAUCAUCCUGCAUGGUGUCCCCAGUUUUGACACUGGAGGAGCGUGCCGGCCUUUUCUGAAGCUCUACCAAGCCAUGCAGCCUGUGUACACGUCUGGGAUCUACAACGUUGGCCCUGAAAACCCCAGCAGGAUCCGCAUUGCCAUAGAGCCAGCCCAGCUGCUGAAGGGCGACAUCAUGGUCAAGUGCUAUCACAAGAAGUUCCGCUCGGCCACCCGUGACGUCAUUUUCCGCCUGCAGUUCCACACCGGAGCUGUGCAGGGCUACGGACUGCUGUUUGGGAAAGAGGAGCUGGACAGUGCCUGCAAAGAUGACCGUUUUCCUGACUACGGCAAGAUUGAAUUGGUCUUCUCGGCCACACCCGAGAAGAUUCAAGGAUCGGAGCAUCUGUACAGUGACCAGGGAGUGAUGGUGGACUACAACACAGCGGACCCACUGAUUCGGUGGGACUCCUACGAGAACAUGAGUGCCGAUGGAGAAGUGCUGCACACACAGGGCCCAGUGGACGGAAGCCUGUAUGCCAAGGUGAGGAAAAAGAGUGCCUCAGAUUCUGGCAUCCCUGGCAGCCCUCAGGGCAUGCCAGCCACCAGCAGUCCAGACCACGGUGACCACACCCUGUCAGUCAGCAGUGACUCGGGUCACUCUACCGCCUCGGCCAGGACCGAUAAGACAGAAGAGCGCCCAACCCCAGGAGCACAGAGGGGCCUGAGCCCUCAGGAGAAGGCUGAGCUGGACCAGCUACUCAGUGGAUUUGGCCUGGAAGACUCUUCGAGCUCCCACAAAGACAUGACUGAUGUGCGCAGCAAGUACAGUGGGACGCGCCACGUGGUGCCGGCCCAGGUCCAUGUGAAUGGAGACACUGCCCUAAAGGACCGAGAGACUGACAUUCUAGAUGAUGAGAUGCCCCACCAUGAUCUGCACAGUGUGGACAGUCUGGGUACUCUCUCCUCCUCUGAAGGGCCACAGUCAGCACACCUGGGCCCCUUCACCUGCCUCAAGAGCAGCCAGAACUCCCUCUUGUCUGAUGGCUUUGGCAAUGGUGUUGGUGAAGAUCACCACAGUGCCCUUUCUCCAGACCUAGGCCUCGGUGUGGACUCCCUUUAUGACCGGGAGCGGAUGUGUGGGGGCCGAGAGCCAAAACAGCUGCAGCCCCUGCUGAGGAAGCCCUCUGCACCCACCCCUCCACAGGCCUAUGGGCAAAGCAACUAUUCUACCCAGACGUGGGUGCGUCAGCAGCAGAUGGUGGCUGCUCACCAGUACAGCUUUGCCCCAGAUGGGGAGGCCAGGCUGGGCAGCCAUAGUACGGUGGACAGUGCUAACCUUGCCCAGCCCCAACCCCACAUCCCAGUCACUCCCACUCGUGGAGCCAGCAGCAGAGUGCCCAUUCAAAGAGGCCCACUCAGCAAUGGGCCAAAUGCCCAUGACACACAGCCACUCUGUCCUGGUAAAGCACUCCAGCCCAGAUUUGCAGAGGACAAAGCCGUGAAUGGAGUCCAUCAGGAGCUGAACACUGGUCAUUCCCCAGGCUCUCCCACUCUGGAUAUUGACCAGUCCAUUGAGCAACUUAACAGGCUGAUCUUGGAGCUGGACCCCACCUUCGAGCCCAUCCCCACACACAUGAAUGCCCUGGGCAUCUCAGCCAAUGGCUCUGUGUGUCCUGAUGGUGUGGGAAGUAGGCUCCGGUGUGGCGGCAGGCUGGACCCUGUGGAAGUCCCUGGCCGGAGCCCUGGCCGACAAGGUGAUGAGUCCAUCGGGGGACGGCUCCGGAAGCUGAGCCUCGGGCAGUAUGACAAUGAUGCCGGGAGCCAGGUGUCCUUCUCUAAGUGUGGCUGGGGAAAGGCCAGUGUGGACCCAGCCCCAAGUCUGGGACCAUUUUCCUCUCCUGCAGACAUCAAAGAGACGAUGAUCACUGCCUAUCCCCCUGACCUCGAUGUGAUCGAUGGCAGGAUUUCACACAGCAAGGAGUCUAUGUGUCUGACCCCAGCAUUCCCUGUGUCACCAGAAACUCCGUAUGUGAAAACAUCCCCACGCUACCCUCCGUUCAGCCCACCUGAGCCCCAGCUCAGCAGCAAAGGAGGACGCGAACCACGAGGCUGCCCAGAGAUUAUCAGCCACACUGUGGGGAUGUCAGAGAGCCCCAUUGGACCCAAACCCACCAUGCUUCGGGCUGAUAUGCCUGCAACACCCAACUUUCAGCAGAUGUUUGCAUCUUCCUGCACAGUUUCAAGCAAUGGACCUGGCCAGAGGAGAGAGAGCCCGCCUUCUGCAGAACGCCAGUGGGUGGAGAGCAGCCCCAAGUCCACCCUAACCCUCCUGGGGAGCAACCACCCUUCUGAAAGUUCUCUUGGCACCCGCGAGUUCUGCAGCUCUGGCAAGGACUCGCCAGGGCUGCCCUGCUUCCAGUCCUCGGAGCUCCAGGCCUCCUUCCACAGCCACGAGCUGUCCAUGUCAGAGCCCCAGGAUGCUCUGCCCGCUGCGGGCGGUCAAGCCUUCUUAGGCUUCAACACUGCUCAGGUAGCAAGUGGCCUUCCACCUGGCGAGGACCCCAGUGCCCUGCUGGUCAAUUCCCAUGGCCCGUCACUGGCUCCUGGAGCCCCACUGACAACAGCGGGGGCUGCUGACAAUGGCUUCCUGGCCCACAACUUUCUCACGGUGUCGCCUGGACUCAGCAGCCACCACAGUCCAGGCCUGCAGAACCAGGGGGUAAGCCUGCCUGGGCAGCCACCCCUCCCUGAGAAGAAGAGAGCCUCAGAGGGUGAUCGUUCUUUGGGCUCAGUCUCCCCUUCCUCCAGUGGCUUCUCCAGCCCCCACAGCGGGAGUACCAUGAGCAUCCCCUUCCCGAACGUCCUUCCAGACUUCUGCAAGCCUUCAGAAGUGGCCUCACCUUUGCCAGAUAGCCCGAAUGAUAAGCUCGUGAUUGUGAAAUUUGUUCAAGACACUUCCAAGUUCUGGUACAAGGCAGAUAUCUCCAGAGAACAAGCCAUUGCCAUGUUGAAGGACAAAGCUCCCGGGUCAUUCAUCGUGAGGGACAGUCACUCCUUCCGCGGGGCCUACGGCCUGGCCAUGAAAGUGGCCACACCCCCUCCUUCUGUCUUGCACCUGAACAAGAAAGCUGGAGAUUUGUCUAAUGAGCUUGUCCGGCAUUUCUUGAUUGAGUGUACCCCAAAGGGAGUGCGGUUGAAAGGGUGCUCGAAUGAACCAUAUUUUGGGAGCCUGACAGCUUUGGUGUGCCAGCAUUCCAUUACGCCCUUGGCUUUGCCCUGCAAGCUACUCAUUCCAGAGAGAGAUCCACUGGAGGAGAUAGCAGAAAACUCUCCCCAGACGGCCGCCAACUCGGCAGCCGAGCUGCUGAAGCAGGGGGCAGCCUGCAACGUGUGGUACUUGAACUCUGUGGAAAUGGAGUCCCUCACGGGUCACCAGGCAGUCCAGAAAGCCCUGAGUAUGACCCUGGUUCAAGAGCCUCCUCCAGUGUCCACAGUGGUACACUUCAAGGUGUCAGCCCAGGGCAUCACCCUGACUGACAACCAGAGAAAGCUCUUCUUCCGGAGGCAUUACCCUGUGAGCAGUGUGAUUUUCUGUGCUUUGGACCCACAAGACAGAAAGUGGAUCAAAGAUGGCCCUUCCUCCAAAGUCUUUGGAUUCGUGGCCAGGAAGCAGGGCAGUGCUACAGACAACGUAUGCCACCUGUUUGCAGAGCACGACCCCGAGCAGCCUGCCAGCGCCAUUGUCAACUUUGUGUCAAAGGUCAUGAUCGGCUCCCCUAAGAAGAUCUAAGCCCCUCCUAGCCAAACCCACCAGGUGCCUCCUAGGGCCCUCGAAAUGGCAGUGGGGUGAGGCGGGGCCCCCAUUUGUACCAGACUGACAAUCCUCACAUUCCAGACCCGAGAGAGGAGAAUAUGGCAGCUCUUCAAACCAGGAACAAACAAUGUCACCACAGAUUGGCCUUUCCUGAGAGUGACUUCUCACCCAACACACUUAUAUAGUCAAGCGCGUUUUGAGUAGAAGGAUCUUGGGCCAGGGAAUGCCUCCCCAGGGUCCCAUGGACAAGGGCUGUACAAGAAGAGAAUAUAGAAGACAAGGCGGCUCUGAGUCCCUGGCUCACUAGCAUCUGUGUGGAUGAAGGGCACCCAGCCUGCUUGGCAGGGACUGAGUAACCAUGGUGCCCCACUUGUCAGCAGAAGCGCUCUGU